AUGAUUUUAGUCACAGUAAACAUUCUCUUUACCCUCAUCUCAUCCGCACCACUGACCGAUUUCACCACUGAUCGAGAUGCUCUUCUUGCUUUUAAAAAAGCCAUCACUGUCGACACAAAUGGCGUGUUGACCAACAACUGGCUUACCAAUACAUCCAUCUGUGUCUGGGCCGGUGUCUCCUGUGGCAUCAAACACCACAGGGUCACCGCCCUCAACCUCUCCAACUUCGCCCUGCACGGAAACCUCACCCCAUAUCUUGGAAACCUAACGUUUCUCCAGUCCUUGGACGUCAGCUCCAACAACUUCACAGGCGUCUUACCUGAUGAACUGUCUAAACUAUACCGUCUGAAGCAUCUAAGCGCAUCAUCUAACAACUUCAGUGGAGAAAUACCGGGAGUUAUCCUUACAAACAUGUCUGUAUUGGAAUAUAUUGAUCUGAGGUCUAACAACCUAAUGGGCACUCUGCCAAGUGGUAUGUGCAACAAUACUCCGAAACUGAAGAUAUUAAUUCUCAGAGAGAAUCAAAUAUAUGGAAAUAUUCCAAGGAGUAUAUAUAAGUGUAGUGAGAUGCAGAAGCUGGGCUUGUCCAUGAAUAUGUUCAGUGGAAACAUACCAACCGAAGUUGGAAAUCUUACUAUGCUUACAGUUUUAUCUCUAUAUGAUAACCAUCUCCAAGGAAAUAUUCCAUCUUCUGUUUUCAAUGUUUCACUGUUGGAAUUCAUAUACCUCAAUGGCAAUAAACUCUCUGGAAGCAUACCCGCAAAUUUCGACAGAUUAAUAAACCUCCAACACUUGUAUCUAUACGGAAACAAUUUAACAGGUGAAUUGCCAAGAGAGCUUGGUAAUCUAGCAGAGCUCGAGUUCUUAGGGGGAUCCUUUAACGGUUUCUUGACCGGACCCAUCCCCUCUUCCAUAUUCAACCUAUCAAAUUUGAAGAUGCUCUCUCUUCAACAGAAUCAGUUCUAUGGUCGUCUCGCUUCCGACAUGGGGCUCUCACUAGUCAAUCUCGAAGAUCUUUAUUUAAACUAUAACGGACUCACAGGCGAAAUUCCAACCUCUAUCAACAAUGCUUCUCAGCUUAGUGCUAUAGAACUGAGCAGAAACGCAUUCACUGGCUCCAUUCCCGACUUUGGCAAUCUAAAACAGCUGCAAGAUUGA
Messenger RNA from Salvia hispanica, 1158 nucleotides. The record is from RefSeq and is a predicted model, not a curated record. Lineage: Eukaryota; Viridiplantae; Streptophyta; Magnoliopsida; Lamiales; Lamiaceae.